This is a messenger RNA of Ramularia collo-cygni, 975 nucleotides long. RefSeq names its product probable xylosidase. The transcript is spliced from 3 exons. Bases 1 to 975 code for a protein of 324 amino acids. Lineage: Eukaryota; Fungi; Ascomycota; Dothideomycetes; Mycosphaerellales; Mycosphaerellaceae. Gene Ontology annotation, biological process: carbohydrate metabolic process. The record is from RefSeq and is a predicted model, not a curated record. Gene Ontology annotation, molecular function: hydrolase activity, hydrolyzing O-glycosyl compounds.
AUGUCCGACUCCAAGCCUUUGAUUGAGAACGACUUCUUCGCGGACCCAAGCGGUCGUGUUUUCAACAAUAAACUUUACAUUUACCCUUCCCAUGAUCGAAAGAAUGAUAUUGCAGAUGACGACAAUGGUAGUCAGUAUGACAUGGCGGAUUACCAUGUCUUGUCCAUGGAGAAGAUUGGAGGCAAGGUAGUCGAUCAUGGGGUCGCUUUUGGGUUGGAGGAUGUGCCUUGGGCGGAGAAACAGCUUUGGGCACCUGAUUGUGGAUUCAAGAAUGGAACGUAUUACUUUUACUUCCCGGCGAAGGACCAUGAGGGUGUUUUUCGGAUUGGUGUUGCUGUUGGUGACAAACCUGAGGGUCCCUUUGUACCUGAGCCGGAGGCUAUCGAGGGGAGCUAUUCGAUCGAUCCUGCUGUGCUGGUUGAUGAUGAUGGUCAAGCAUAUCUUUACUUCGGAGGGCUUUGGGGAGGACAGCUACAAUGCUGGCGCUCUGGUACCUUUGACAAAGAAGCCUAUUCCAGCAUGGAAUCCAGUGGAGAUGAACCUGCUCUUUUCCCUCGAGUUGCCAAGCUAUCGGAGGAUAUGAAGUCAUUCAAUGGGCCCGUGCAAGAUUUGAUCAUCAACGAUACAGAUGGCAAGCCUAUCCACUCCAGCAAACACGAUAAGAGAUUCUUCGAAGCCGCYUGGAUGCAUCGCAAGGGCGACAAGUACUACUUCAGCUACAGUACUGGUGAUACGCACUAUAUCGUGUAUGCCAUCGGCGACAGCCCUCUCGGCCCUUUCACAUAUGCAGGGCGGAUUCUAGAACCCGUGCAAGGCUGGAGUACGCAUCAUUCGAUUGUAGAGUUUGAUGGCAAGUGGUGGCUUUGCUAUCAUGACAACUCGAUUUCGGGACGUGAUAACUUGCGGUCCGCGAAGAUUCGGGAGUUGGUAUAUGAUGAGGAGGGUUGUAUCAAGUUGGCUGAGCCACAGUGUUGA